UAGUACGUGGAGAAGAGGGAGAUUGAAUACUGUGCGAGGAGCCAAGCUCUGUGCGCGCGCGCGUGUGUGUGUGUCGACCGCCAACUACUACUUGCGCUGGAUUUAGACCUCCUCCAGUACAACCUGCCAGUGGGGAUGAAUAGCAAUCCAAACUGACACUGAGGAAAACAGACAGAUAAACAGACUCAGAGCAAAGUGGACAUCGUUUUGAAGCCUCUGUUGAGACACAAUUUCAAACAGCGGAUCAGACUCAGCAGUGUUUGGGAAGCAUGUAUAAUUCGGUAUGUUUCGUCAUCCUGUCAUGGGUCUUUGCAUUGCUUGUGUUAACAGAAACUGUUGCUGACACCAUCCAUUCAUCCAAAGGAGUUCCAGCCAGAAGCGGGGAUUCUGUAUUAAAGGACAACAUCACCGUCAGACAGGGCGACAGCGCCGUCUUAAAAUGCAGUGUGGACAGCAAAGUAUCACGAGUGGCAUGGCUCAAUCGUACCACCAUUCUGUUUGCAGGAAAGGAGAAGUGGUCUUUGGAUCCUCGUGUCAUCCUCAUGGAAAAUACAGCAGUCACGGAAUACAGCAUCAAGAUACAAAACGUUGAUGUCUAUGAUGAAGGGCCCUAUGUGUGCUCCAUCCUCACAAACAAGAAACCAAAAUCCACAAAAGUGCAUCUCAUAGUUCAAGUGCCCGCCAGGAUCACUAACAUAUCGAAGGACAUCACAGUGAAUGAGGGCAGCAACGUUAAUCUCAUGUGUCUGGCAGUUGGUCGACCUGAGGCCAACAUUGUGUGGAAUUAUCACAUAGGCACACAUAAACUUUUGUCAGAAGGGGAACAUCUGGAGCUGAGAGGGAUCACCAAAGAGCAGUCGGGAUCAUACAAAUGCAUUGCUUCGAAUGACAUCUCCAACCCCGACAUCAGGACAGUGCAAGUCACUGUCAACUAUCCUCCCUUCAUUUCUAAAACAAGGGGUACAGGUACUCCAGUCGGACAAAAAGGAGUCCUGCAAUGUGAAGCGUCUGCCGUCCCCAGGGCAGAUUUUGAGUGGUACAAAGAAGACCGCAGGCUCUUCAAUGGACUAAAUGGGGUCAAAAUAGAGAAUCAAGGUAAACAGUCGAUGCUCAUCUUUUUCAAUGUCUCAGAGGAGGACUAUGGGAAUUACACAUGCGUGGCUAUGAACACCAUGGGAAUUACUAAUGCCAGCAUAAUUCUUUAUGGUCCUGGUGCAAUGCACGAUGUGAAUGGAGCUGCUAUGUUGCCCCACGUCUCCAAACACCUCCUGUUGAGUGUAACCUUACUCUACCUGCUAAAGUUCUGAUGUGAAAUGCAACAACCCUCAAGUUCCGCUCAGUAUUAAACCAUAAGAACAGACUAUUAGUCCUGUUAGAAGAAUGGAAAUCCAAGCGUGCCAGUGGUUAACCCUUUUUUUUCUGGCUGUAAAUUGGAGUCUGUUCUAUGUUGGCUCACCAAGAGCAAGGCAUUAGUCCAUUGAUGAGAAAAAUUUGAUUAAUGCCCUGAUUUGAUGAAGAUACCUGACUACUGAGUUUGUGUCUCCCCAACAUUUUUUGUAUGUGAAAAGGAAACAAGAAAAAAGCAUACAUGUAACUUGAUAGUUGACUGUUUAUUGCCCAAUAUUGAAGUGUACAUUCAGAUUGUCAGUAUUAUUGUGUCACAUCCUGUUCAAUAUCUGUAUAAAUACCAUUAAGCUUUUUUUAAGUAAAUGACAAAAAAGGGGAAAAUGCAACGUGAUUGUUGACUUUUACUGUAUUUUUACAGUUGUAUGCAAAACAGAAAACUGAAAAACAGUUCAGAAUAAUAAAUAGUUCAUCAUGAUUUCUCAGGCAAAGUCCUAAAGCAUAGAGCAUACUGUUGUUUUAUUUUUUUUUUUUCAUUGUAGUGUGUGUAGAAAAUGUACAAAUGUGUACAGACAAUUCCUGCACUGCUGUCUUCUAAAAUGCACAUACAUUUUCGAAACACCUAAUCACAGUGUCAUAGCAGCUUCAUGGCAUAUUCAUACUCUAAAUCUGGAAUGAGGUUUUCAAACAGUCAGUGGUGUAUCACUGUCAUUUUCGCCUCAGUCACAGUGCCACUAUGUUUUCAAAUGAAAGCGUUAAAGCUUCUGGUAAAUGACAGGUAAGUGCUGAUGGCAACAAAUCUAUUCUAUCUAUCUAGUGCACAAAUUGCAUAACUCUAGAUGGUGCACAGUCCUGUGAAGGCCUGAGUAUUAAACACGGCCUAAACCAGGUACGUCCCUGCCUCCGUCCAAAAUAAAAGGAUAACCAAUACAUUUACUAAGUCCAGAACCAUAUGAAAAUGAGCAGAGCUUAGCACAUAGUUGUGGAAUAACAACUCAAAUGACAGUGGGGCUCAGUUAUGUACGAACCCAUUGAUGCGGAGCAGCUUGUGCACGGUGCUCUGCUGGAAGCCUGUUCAGCUGUUAAAGCAUCAAGUUAGUGGGUGGUCUAAUUAACUGAACUGACUUUUCAACGAGUGGUGCUGCUCAUUUGGAAAACUGCGUAACAUUUUUCACAGACGCCUAAUUAUACUUUUGGCUUUUUAAAAUUUCUGUUGCAACCAGUGUAAUUUACUCUGAUGGUUUAGGAACAAAAAAAAAACAAAAACGCAUUCAUAUUUAACAACUAGCCUUUAUAGUGUGUUUCUCAGGCCACCACAGUGAUCCUCAAAUAAUCUGGGUUAAGCAGUGGACUUUUAUGCAAUUUAGGAGUUUUGUUUGCAGAGCCCAGCACUUUGCAUUUUAUCACUAUGUCAAAUCACACAACAUUGUUGUUGUCUCGCCCUUUUUUAAAUAAUAAUACCUUAUUUUAAUAUUGCUUACAAUCUUCAAUAUCUCCUUAUAUCUAUUUAUUAACAUAUUUUAACACUCAGUUUAUUUUAGCUGUGGGGAAUGAAGUGUUGUGUGAUAAUGUAAAAUAUGCACUGUUCUGCCUCUAUCAAACAAACUAAAAAAUUUUCUGUUGUGGUCGCUUACCGCACUCAGACGUAUCUCAAGCGUUGCAUCCAAGACACAAGUGAGACAGGCAAGAACAUUUCAUUAUGGGAUGGCGAGGUUAACUUCAAUGAAUGUUCUGUGUAGCUGCUAUGAAGCUUUGUUUUCAGAUGUUGUGCUCUUAACCUGGUUUACCCCAAGACAAAGUACCGAUGCUGUUCUCAAGGCUGCAGAAGAGACUGUUGUGUUUUGUAGUUGAUGAAGACAAGGACAUUUCUCGGCCUGCCUACAACAAAGACUUUCUGAGAGACGCAUAUUACAGCACCAGUGAAUGAUACUGUGAUGUUCUGCUAUUGUCCAGCUCCCACCUCCGAGGUGAAGUAACAAGGGAUGAGAUUAUUGUGUUUGGGAAUGCUUUAGUUGUUUUCACGUCAUGUGCUUUUGAUGAUGGUGAAACAGUCGAUUGCGCAGUAUGUCACAGGAUGUGAUUUGACUAUGUGUGGGGUUUGCAAAGAAAACACAAACAGAUGAGUUUUAGAUUGAAAAGGUUUCUAUAACCCCUUAUAUUCAGCAUAGAUUAACAAUAUUGAUGUCAAUAGGCAUAAAUCAGUUUCCCAAUAAAACUGAAUUCGUAUUACAAUUUACUUGAGGUGUAUUUUUGCAUAAUCAGAACUUGUCACUAUCACCAUAAGUGACGUUUAAUCAUUUAGGGAUUUAAACUCACAUUCAGUAUUAUAUUAACUUCUUUUAAUUAAUAGCAUUCUGGUCAUUGCUUUUAUUUGAUUUCAAACAUUUAGUUUGAAACACGAGUUUACAAUGUAUGAUUCCACUGAUUGCUGCAUUGUUGACUUGUUUGAUAUGUUUUCUGACAGUGAUGAAGGUUUAGAAUACAGUACUCACUAUUGUGGUAUAUAGUUAUCGUAUCAUUGCCAAAUUGUCCAUAAACUGCUUAAAUGUAAA
Betta splendens (Siamese fighting fish) is the source of this 3896-nucleotide messenger RNA. It is a transcript of the gene opcml, whose product is annotated as opioid binding protein/cell adhesion molecule-like. NCBI's taxonomy places the organism in Eukaryota, Metazoa, Chordata, Actinopteri, Anabantiformes, Osphronemidae. Gene Ontology annotation, cellular component: neuron projection. The coding region runs from base 270 to 1307 and encodes 345 amino acids. The transcript has 9 exons. The record is from RefSeq and is a predicted model, not a curated record.